AUGAAGGUGAUAGAGAAGAUACAAGAGGCGCUAUUGAACGAGAAGAAGGUUGUUUUCUCGUUCGAAUUCUUUCCACCGAGGACGGAGGAUGGUGUCGACGGGCUCUUCGAGAAGAUGGAGCGGAUGGCAGCCUACAACCCGGCAUUCUGCGACAUCACGUGGGGCGCCGGGGGCUCGACCGCGGAGCUCACCCUAGACAUCGCGGCGAAGAUGGAGAACAUGGUGUGCGUUGACACCAUGAUGCACCUGACCUGCACGAACAUGCCCCUUGAGAAGAUCGACCACGCCUUGGACACCAUCAAGUCUAAGGGAAUCCGGAACGUCCUUGCCCUCCGCGGAGACCCGCCUCGCGGCCAGGACAAGUUCGUCCAAGUGCAAGGCGGAUUUGCCUGUGCCCUAGACCUGGUGAAACAUAUAAGGGCCAAGUAUGGAGACUACUUUGGCAUUACUGUUGCUGGUUAUCCAGAGGCACAUCCGGAUAUGAUAGGAAGCUGUGGGGUCCCUACACUUGAAGGCUAUCAUAAGGAUCUGGCUUAUUUGAAGAGAAAGGUUGAUGCUGGGGCUGACUUGAUCAUUACACAAUUAUUCUACGACACGGAUAUUUUCCUCAAAUUCGUCAAUGACUGCCGCCAAGUUGGAAUUACUUGUCCCAUUGUUCCAGGAAUUAUGCCUAUCAAUAACUAUAAAGGCUUUUUGCGUAUGACUGGCUUUUGUAAAACAAAGGUUCCUGCUGAGAUUGCUGCUGCGUUGGAGCCUAUCAAGGACAAUGAAGAAGCUGUUAAAUCCUAUGGAAUUUACCUUGGAACAGAAAUGUGCAAGAAGAUUUUGGCCCAUGGGAUUAGAACAUUGCAUUUUUAUACUUUGAACUUGGAGAAGUCAGCAUUAGCUAUACUAUCCAAUCUUGGUUUGAUUGAAGAGGCCAAAAUAUCAAGGUCCUUGCCUUGGAGACGUCCGACAAACGUUUUCCGAGUUAAAGAAGAUGUUCGGCCAAUAUUCUGGGCCAAUCGGCCAAAGAGUUAUUUAUCAAGGACUACAGACUGGGACCAGUAUCCUAAUGGGCGAUGGGGCGAUUCUCUUAAUCCUUCAUAUGGAGCAAUAACUGAUUAUGAGGUCAUGCAGUCACGUGCACGUGGGAAGAGACUUCUAGAAGAAUGGGGUGUUCCCUUGAGAAGUUCCGAAGAUAUUCAUGAGAAAUUUAAGGAAUUCUGUGUUGGGAAGUUAAGAAGUAGUCCUUGGUCAGAAUUUGAUGGUCUUCAGCCGGAGAGUAGAAUUAUCAGUGAACAACUAAUGAAAAUUAACAUGAAGGGUUUCCUUACCAUAAAUAGCCAACCGGCAGUAAAUGGGGAAAGAUCUGACUGCCAAACUGUUGGUUGGGGUGGGCCAGGAGGAUAUGUCUAUCAGAAGGCAUACUUAGAGUUUUUCUGCUCCAGGGAAAAGUUGGAUUCUCUUGUUGAGAAAUCUAGGGCUUUCCCAUCAAUAACCCUAAUGGCCGUUAACAAAGAAGGAAGUUGGAUUUCUAAUAUUGGUCAUGUGGAUGUGAAUGCCGUGACAUGGGGAGUUUUUCCUGGAAAAGAGAUCAUCCAACCAACUGUUUUGGAUCCUUCUAGCUUUAUUGUAUGGAAGGAUGAGGCUUUUGAAAUUUGGUCAAAAGUGUGGGCUUCCUUAUACCCUGAGGGCGAUCCUUCUAGAAAUUUACUUGAACAGGUGCGCAACAGUCAUUUCUUAGUCAGUUUGGUGGACAAUGACUAUAUCCACUCCAACAUUUUUUCUGUAUUUUCUGAUUUUUGA
Messenger RNA from Morus notabilis, 1788 nucleotides. Its product is annotated as methylenetetrahydrofolate reductase 2. Gene Ontology annotation, cellular component: cytosol. NCBI's taxonomy places the organism in Eukaryota, Viridiplantae, Streptophyta, Magnoliopsida, Rosales, Moraceae. Gene Ontology annotation, biological process: tetrahydrofolate interconversion. The record is from RefSeq and is a predicted model, not a curated record. The transcript is spliced from 11 exons. The coding region runs from base 1 to 1788 and encodes 595 amino acids. Gene Ontology annotation, molecular function: methylenetetrahydrofolate reductase [NAD(P)H] activity; FAD binding.